Messenger RNA from Tarenaya hassleriana, 832 nucleotides. Its product is annotated as flowering-promoting factor 1-like protein 1. NCBI's taxonomy places the organism in Eukaryota, Viridiplantae, Streptophyta, Magnoliopsida, Brassicales, Cleomaceae. The coding region runs from base 69 to 431 and encodes 120 amino acids. The transcript has a single exon. Gene Ontology annotation, biological process: vegetative to reproductive phase transition of meristem; regulation of flower development. The record is from RefSeq and is a predicted model, not a curated record.
UAAACAGAGAAAACAAAUUCAAAAACCCUACAAAACCCUAACGCAUCAUCAUCAUCGCCAUCAUCACAAUGUCUGGUGUGUGGGUGUUCAAGAACGGGGUGAUGAGGUUGGUAGAGAACCCUUACAACCAAUCCGGCGCCGGAGAGUCGACGGAAUCUUCCGGCGGCCAGCAGCAGAGAAUGAGGAAGAAGAUUCUUUUUCAUCUCCCGACCGGCGAGGUUGUUUCCUCGUACGGUUCUCUUGAGAGAAUCUUGGUGAGUUUGGGAUGGGAACGUUACUAUGGCGGCGAAAACUCCGAUCUCAUUCAAUUCCACAAGAAAUCAUCGAUCGAUCUCAUUUCUCUGCCCCGUGAUUUCCUCAAGUUCAACUCCAUCCACAUGUACGACAUCGUCGUCAAGAACCCUAACAUCUUCCAUGUCCGAGACAUGUAAUGAUCAAAACCAAACUGGUUCGACCUAAUCGUCUCGCUCACUUACUUAUAUUCAUGUGUGUAUAUAUGUAUACAUGUAUCUGUAUAUGUGUAUCAUAUCCUAUGUAGUUUGUGUCGGAGGAGUUUUUAUCGGAACUGUACUCGCAUGCACGUUUCCGUACGAAGCCGUGAAGAACAUCUUAUAUAUAGAGAGUCGAGAAUUUCUUAUUUAUGUUUAAUUAAUUCUCUCUUUUUUUUUUCUUUGUGGUCUUUUGAUCUUCCGUGGUGUUUUUUGUUUCUUUUUCCAGUAUCGUGUCGGUUUGUAAUUUAUAAUAUAUAAUAUUAUAUAUGUCAGCUGUGUUUAAUCUGCUGGUUCGGGAUAUUGUCUAGGACUUAAUGAAAUUGCAGCGGUUUGUGAUAUAA